GUCAAAGUGGGGUUCCCACUUCCCACACAUUACACUAUAAUUACUAGCAAACAAAUAAUGAAUGAAAAUAUAUGUUAGAAACAGGAGAGGGAGAUGGCAAGCAGGAAUGGAUGGAAGGAAUUAGUAUUACCAUGCAUAGCCAUGGUUGCUGUAGAGUGCUCCACUGUAAUUGCCACCAUUCUAAUCAAAGCUGCUUCUGUGAAAGGGAUGAGCUACGUCGUCUUCACUGCCUACUGUUAUAUUUUAGGAACCCUUGUUUUCCUCAUCCUACUCUCCCUCUUUAAAAGCAAAUCAGUGCUCCCUCAAUUGAAGUUCCCUCUUUUUUCCAGAAUUUUCCUUAUUGGACUUUUUGGGUUUUCAGGUCAAUUAUGCAUGUACAAAGGCUUACAACUUAGUUCCCCAACUCUGGCUUCAGCCAUUAGCAAUCUCACACCAGCUUUUACCUUCAUACUUGCUGUCUUCUUCAGGAUUGAAAAAGUAGCAUUUAGAAGUUCAAGCAGUCGAGCUAAAAUCAUGGGCACCUUUACAUCAAUAUGUGGUGCAUUAGUGAUUAUUUUUUACAAGGGCCCCAAAGUUUUUUCAUUAUCAUCAUCUGCUAUACACCAAAGGCCUCUAGGGUUAAUGUCAUCUGAAUCAAAUUGGAUCAUUGGUGGCCUCCUACUAGCUGUUGCCUUUGUUCUUGUUUCGUUGGGGUAUAUUAUCCAGUCUCAAAUAAUGAAGAUUUACCCUGAAGAGGUUACUGUAAAUUUCUUUUACAACUUGUUCGGGACCAUUAUCUCUCUACCAAUAUGCUUCCUUGCUGAACCAAACUUAAGUUCCUGGAGACUAAGUUCUGAUUUAGCUGCUGUUGCUGUCUUAUACUCGGGACUUUUUGGGUUCUCCUUUUUAUGCGUUGUACACAUAUGGGGCAUACACUUGAAGGGGCCUGUAUUUGUUGCAAGUUUCAAGCCAACUUCAAUUGCCAUUGCAGUUGUUAUGAGUGCCAUAUUCCUUGGCGAAGCAAUAUUUCUUGGAAGUGUGAUUGGAAGCCUAAUUUUAUGUACGGGACUGUAUUGCGUAUUAUGGGGAAAAGCAAAAGAAGAAGAAGAAAUGAUUGAUGAUGAUUGUGGCCUAAGCACGCCCAUUAAUGGAAGGGUCCCUUUAUUGCGAAGCCAACAAAGUUGAACAACCGGCUUACCUUUCUUGAAUGUUUUUCCACUCUCCCUGGCAUCCUAAAAACAAUCAUUACUCAAUGCCUAUCCAUUCGAUCCAAUUGGAUCGAAUUUAAUCAGUUUCGAUUAAGUUUAUUUGAUAAAUCAAUAUUUUACUAGCCUUUCUUCACCAA
Molecule: messenger RNA, 1324 nt
Organism: Gossypium arboreum
Lineage: Eukaryota; Viridiplantae; Streptophyta; Magnoliopsida; Malvales; Malvaceae
Product: WAT1-related protein At5g40240-like
Exons: 7
Coding region: 94-1164 (356 amino acids)
Cellular component (GO): plasma membrane
Molecular function (GO): transmembrane transporter activity
Source: RefSeq, a predicted model, not a curated record